UUCCACAGCUGUUUCUCUUUUCCUUGCUCUCUUCCCCAUAAAAACCUCCGCUCCGGAACAAAAAAAGCUUUGCGGAAUCCCUACCCUGCUCCUCCUCUCUCUCUAUCUCUUCCUCCUCCUGGGUUUUCGUUCUUGGAGGUGUUUUGGAGGCGGCCGCCGGGCAUGGACGUGCGCCGCCAACCGAAUGUCGCGGCGGCGGCGGCGGCGGCUGCUGCUGCUACCCUGGGUGAUUUGUUCCCCCACCAGCCUGCCAUGGAUAGUGGAGACAACAACACAGAAUGGCUCUCCAUCUAUUUAGAGGACUGCUUGUCCACUCACCCUGUUUCCGCAGAACAGGCAAGUCAAGGUGCUGUAAAACAGAAAUUACCACCGCCUUCAUCUUCCAAUGCCAGAAGGAAGAAAAGGAGCCUGGCCUCUGUUAUAAGAGACGAAGAAGAGCACUGUUUCACUGUGUUUGUGGAACCACCACUACUCCUACCUGAUCAGAAGCAUUGGCUAGCAGAGAGUGAGCUCAUCCUCCCGAAGAAAGACAAAGACCAAGAACUUGUUCAACAACAAGAACAAGAACAUGAGGAAGAAAAGAAGCGCAAUGCAAGUGCAGAAAUGCUGUUCCAGCAAGAGCAGAUGCUGGUGUGUAGCUAUUGUUUAUCCAACCAAACACCACAGUGGUGGGAUGGUCCAUCAGGGGUAUUGUGCAAUGCAUGUGGCCUGAGGUUACAGGCAGGGAAUGAGUUCAGUUCCAUGGAGCGCUGCGGCCAAGAAAUCAGCAAAGAACAAGAACAAGGAAAGCGGCAGGAGAAGAGGAGGAUCAAGAGGCCAGCAUAUAUUGAUGAGGAGCUCCCGCAAAAGAAGAGGACCAAGAAGACUACAUACGUGAAUGAGGAGCUUCCACCGGAGGAGCCAGUGCAGAGGUGCACCCAUUGCAUGUCGCACAAGACACCACAGUGGAGAACGGGUCCUUUGGGGCCUAAGACCCUAUGCAACGCGUGUGGCGUGAGGUACAAGUCUGGCAGGCUGCUGCCUGAGUAUAGGCCUGCCAAUAGUCCAACUUUCUCGAGUUACAUGCACUCCAAUUCUCACAAGAAGGUCAUGCAGAUGAGGAAGAGUGUUGAACACUCAGGGCAGUAAACUGCCGGAGGGGAUCAUCUCCUGGAUCUGUCGCUGUCAGGUUUAGAGGCUCCGGUUGAACACUCAGGGCAGUGAACUGCUGGAGGGGAUCAUCACCUGUCAGGUUUUAGAAGCUUUGGUUGUAGGUCUUGUAGGAGAUGAGAGAAAUGAAUGCAAAAUCUGUUUAGGCCCCAGUUCAAACUCUUUGUUAGCUCUAGCAGUCUUCUGCUCCAGAGAUCAUUUCUCUAGUUAUUUUAGAUCAUCGAUUCAUUACCAAUGGUUGGUUGCUACAAUAUUAUGCUGCCGUUAUCUUACAAUGUUAUUCUAUGUUCCUCUAGGUGUUUUGAGUUCAUUUGCAAGAUUUAAGUUGGGCAUCCUCUUGAA
This is a messenger RNA of Brachypodium distachyon (stiff brome), 1491 nucleotides long. Its product is annotated as GATA transcription factor 2. The record is from RefSeq and is a predicted model, not a curated record. Gene Ontology annotation, molecular function: zinc ion binding; sequence-specific DNA binding. Gene Ontology annotation, biological process: regulation of DNA-templated transcription. The coding region runs from base 163 to 1128 and encodes 321 amino acids. The transcript is spliced from 2 exons. Lineage: Eukaryota; Viridiplantae; Streptophyta; Magnoliopsida; Poales; Poaceae.